AUGGACAUGAUGCUCCUGGUUCAGGGCGCUUGUUGCUCCAACCAGUGGCUGGCCGCGGUGCUGCUGAGUCUCUGCUGCUUGUUGCCCUCCUGCCUGCCUGCCGGCCAAAAUGUGGACUUCCCAGGGACAGCUGUGGAGAACCUGGUGGUCAGGAAAGGGGACACGGCUGUGCUUAGGUGUUACUUGGAAGAUGGAGCUUCAAAAGGGGCCUGGCUGAACAGGUCAAGUAUUAUUUUUGCAGGAGGAGACAAGUGGUCAGUAGAUCCUCGAGUGUCAAUUGCAACAGCAAACAAAAGGGAGUACAGCCUUCAGAUACAGGAUGUGGAUGUGUCAGAUGAUGGCCCGUAUACUUGUUCAGUACAAACCCAACACACGCCUAGAACGAUGCAGGUGUACUUAACAGUCAAAGUUUCUCCAAAGAUAUUUCAUAUCUCAAGUGACAUUGUGGUGAAUGAAGGAAGCAACAUCACACUUGCUUGCUUGGCAUCAGGGAAACCAGACCCUUCCAUUUCUUGGAGACACAUCUCUCCAUCAGCAAAACCAUUUGAAAGUGGACAGUAUCUGGACAUCUACGGAAUUACAAGAGACCAAGCUGGGGAAUAUGAAUGCAGUGCUGAAAAUGAUGUCUCUGUUCCAGAUGUCAAAAAAGUAAAAGUCACAGUAAAUUUUGCUCCAACCAUUCAGGAAAUAAAAGCCAGCGGUGUGACACUUGGAGGGGCUGGAUUCAUCAGAUGCGAAAGUGCGGGUGUUCCUUCUCCAGCCUUCGAAUGGUACAAAGGAGAAAGAAAACUGAUCAACGGACAACAAGGGAUUACUAUUAAAAGCUAUAGUUCAAGAUCACUUUUAAAUGUCAACAAUGUGACAGAGGAGCAUUUUGGCAACUAUACAUGUGUCGCUGCCAACAAACUAGGCACAACCAAUGCUAGCCUUCUUCUUAACCCUCCAAGUACGACCCAGCUUGGAAUCACUGGGGGCACUGAAGUUCUAUUGUCCUGCUGGUACCUUGUGUUGACACUGUCCUCUUACACCAGCAUACUGUACCUGAAGAAUAUCAUUCUACAAUAA
Gekko japonicus is the source of this 1065-nucleotide messenger RNA. It is a transcript of the gene NEGR1, whose product is annotated as neuronal growth regulator 1. Gene Ontology annotation, cellular component: neuron projection. The transcript is spliced from 7 exons. The record is from RefSeq and is a predicted model, not a curated record. NCBI's taxonomy places the organism in Eukaryota, Metazoa, Chordata, Lepidosauria, Squamata, Gekkonidae. Bases 1 to 1065 code for a protein of 354 amino acids.